Pogonomyrmex barbatus (red harvester ant) is the source of this 3376-nucleotide messenger RNA. RefSeq names its product DNA-dependent metalloprotease SPRTN (gene mh). Gene Ontology annotation, cellular component: nucleus. The record is from RefSeq and is a predicted model, not a curated record. Gene Ontology annotation, biological process: DNA repair. Gene Ontology annotation, molecular function: metalloendopeptidase activity; polyubiquitin modification-dependent protein binding; single-stranded DNA binding. Lineage: Eukaryota; Metazoa; Arthropoda; Insecta; Hymenoptera; Formicidae.
AAACUUAUAAUAUAUGUGACAUGAACUAUAUGUUUUCAGUACUGACAGUGAAUAUCGGAACGCAGCCGCAGAGUGCCGUUUCUGACAUCAUUGCGUGUAGCUAAGUGCGGAAAGUGCAAGUAAAAUGAAUAAACAUCGAAUUAAAAUUGGCGCAUGCGCGAAAGACUCGAAACCGAAUGACGUUGCAACACUGUUUCGUCAUCUAAUCCUAAUAUUUUAUUUGUUAUACGAGAAAUUUUUUUUUGAAAACUCGUUGAUUGGUUAACAAAAUAGAGAAUUUCUGGAGACUCGAAAACUUCACUACUCUAUAGCCAAUCAACACGUUUAAUAAAAAAUUAGUCAUACAAUAUCAUGAAAUGUUAGCCUAACGGUACUUUUCACGGGUCUAGAUCCUUCCUAUUAUCCAAAUCGCACCGUCCCUUCCUUUCAUAUAACAUGUAGUAUGUAUACGUCACUUUCUUUAGCGUAUCCCCCCUUCCAUCUGUGAGCCACGAAUGAUUCGAGAAGAAAAGAAGUUCGUUUUUAGCAUCAUCGGUCCUUUCCUUUUCGUUCCAAAUGAUUCUGCACUCAACUGUUUCGGAUUGCCAUUCAUCGUCCAUCAUCCUUACUCGGGCCUCGUCGAAUUAUUAGUUCAGAUUUAAAUGAGUAGAUUGCAUCGCGCGUGCUUGUGGAAUGCCCUGUGAAAUAUACAGAAACGUUUCCGUCUUUAUUUUUACUUGAUACUUAAUAAGAAACUUCCGAGAGAAACGAGUAGCGUUAUAUAUCGCGAAGUGUCUGGGAACAUCGCUUUUCCUUAGUGUCACGAGCACAAAGGCUGUGAGAAAAUUAUGGCUGCGAAAGAAAUAUCACAAGACACGCGAGGGCUUAUACGCAACAUGACAUACGAUAUGCAGGACAGGCUAAAUUGCCUGAAGGAAAGUGCAGCCGUUGUGAAUAAGGAGAAUUAUAUUCGAUCGAUAGUCGACCAGGCACUGGAAUUGCUCGAUCCUACUCCUAAUAUCCAUACAUUGUUUGUACAAUUCAAUAUACGAUUCUUUAGGAAUGUUUUAUCCUCUGUCGAAGUCAAAUGGAGUAACAGAAUGAAAAGCUGUGCUGGUAUUUGUACUUUCCAUUCGCGUAAUAGAGAUUGUGUAAUAUCACUCAGUGCACCACUUCUUAAACUCAGACCAAGGAAGGAUCUUGUAGAAACUUUAUUGCAUGAAAUGAUCCAUGCAUAUUUAUUUUUAACAAAUAACGAUCGUGAUCGAGAUGGUCAUGGGCCAAAUUUCUGCAAACAUAUGCACAGGAUAAAUAAAGAAGCAGGAACCAAUAUAACGAUUUAUCACAACUUUCAUGAUGAAGUGAAGCUGUACAGACAGCAUUGGUGGAAAUGUAACGGACCUUGUCAACACAGACCACCAUUUUUUGGGACGGUUCGGCGAAGUAUGAAUCGUCCACCUGGUCCGUCAGAUUUUUGGUGGCAUGAACAUCAGCAGAAUUGCAAUGGCCAGUUCAUAAAGAUAAAAGAACCAGAAAAUUUUAAAUCGCAUACAAGACAAAAUGAUAAAUCAAAACCAAUGUUAAAAGACAGUAAAUCGAAUGGAAGUUUAACCAAUUGGUUAAAAAAGAAUACUCCAACGAUGGACGUAGUUUUACCUACAUCUUCAAGAAUCCUUAGUAAUAAUGAUUUUAAAAUAUUUACUCCAAUAGAUAAUGAUAAGCCUAGUACUAGUAAAGACAAUGGUGGUACAAAUUCCUCUCGCGCUGUGAAUGAGAAAGAUACUCAAAAUAUAUCAUCAACAGGAAUGAAAAAACUCGGAAGCUCUAGUAAUAAUAUACAUGGUUGGGGUACUAGUGGUCCGAGUGGUGAAAACAUAAAAAAAGAUAAUACAAUGAACAUUUCUAAAAAUCCCACGUUUUCCUGUUUUGGUGUUUUGGGAGGUAGUAAUAGUGGUCGGAGUAAUCUCCUGACCAAAUUCAAACAUAUAAAUAAUGAUGAUGAGAAUCACCGUUGUGAAUCAAUUAAAAGAAAUUCAUCAUCGGAAUCGUCACGGGCAUCAUCGUCGGCAUCAUCAUCUGCCAUUAAUAAUCCAGUGUUAAAUCUAAGUCAACCAAGAAAUAAUUCCGUACCUUGUCCUAUAUGUAAUGUACCUAUGACCUUAGAAAAUAUAUAUAGACACAUAGAUUCAUGCCUAAUAAACGAUAAUACAUCAUUAAUCGAUGAGAUUAACAAUAAUAUCAAUAAUAAUAAUAACAAUGAGGAAUUAAUGUUACCUAUUCGAACAUUUUCCACAUCGGUCGCGGAACAAAACGAAAACGUUAAUGAAAACAUGAUUCCUAAUAAGCGUUUAAGAUUAGAUAAUUCGAAUGAAACAGUUGAACAUGUUACUUGUCCUGUUUGUGAUAGAAGACUGCCAUCCACGGAUAUUAAUCAACAUCUUGAUGAAUGUCUAUUAGAAGCAGACACAGUUCGAAAAGCUGCCAUUCCUUCCACCUCUCGUGCAUCAUAUGAUGACAGUAUAAUCAAUAUAAAUAGUUCCUCUAGUUCCGAUUUGGAUGAUUCUGUAUUGAUCGAGGAUCCAAAAGCACAAUCUUGUGUAAGUACGAGCGCUGGUAAAACCGACACAAUAGCUCUCGAACAGAAAUGUUUAGUUUGCAAUGCACAAAUAGCACCUGAAAUAUCAUUAAAUGAACAUCUUGAAGAAUGUAUUGGAGGCCUCUUCAAUGAUGAUACAAUGAUAAUAGAUGAUAAUGAGGAUGAUAAUGACGAUAAGGUGGAAAAUAAUAUCAUGGAGAACAAAUAUCCCUGUCCAGUAUGCAUGCAAAUAAUAUCGGAAAAUCUUAUGAACCAGCAUUUAGAUAUGUGCCUUAAAAAUGAAUAAGUGGUCUUGCGAAUAAAAAGAGCAACAAUGAACUAUUUUGCGGAUGAGAUGUUUUUUUUUUAUGUAAAUAAGUAUGUUAGUAAAUAUCUUUUCAUAUAUAAUAUUCGUUUUUUGCAUAUCGCGAUUUUAUAACGAGACAAAAUUAAUAUAAUUAUUACAAAAAUUAAUGUAAUACAAGAGAAAAAAAUUAUAUGCAAUUUUAAACAGUAUUUAUAUAUAUAUUAUUUUUCAUGUCUAUUAAAUUCGUUUAUUAUGUUCAUUUGCCAUUGUCAUUAAAUAGGAAUUUGAAGUAUUACACAUUACGAUAAAACCUGUGUUACAAGAGAAGACACAGUUUAUACGCCGAAUGUAAUUUAUUAAAAAUUGUUUAUAUAAUCUGCAUGUAACUCGUAAUGUGCAUAUAAUUUAAUAAGUUCUUUUACAGUUAAGACUGGUUAAUAAAUAAGCUAGAUUAUUUGUUUAGAAGUCGUUAUAUGAAAUUCUUAGCUUUAUUUUGUAAUAAAUAGUAAAUACAC